AUGUCUUCGUCCCAAAUCAAAUUGACAGAAACAUGUUUCUUUCCAUAUGUGACUCAAUUUGAGUUCUUUUGUGACAAUUCAUUUUCGUCACUCACUCACUCACAUGCUGAUGAUUCCAUUGUAAGAAAGAACAAAGCAAGAACUGUAGACGUGAAGAAAAUUCAACAAUAUAAUGUUGUAAUAAGAUUAAGGAGAAGAACAAAACAGAAAAAAGAAAAGUUUUGGGAAGUAUCGUGUCAUUUAAUUGAGAUCUCUUAUGUGUUAAAACGUUGCAACAAUGAUCUCGGCAACACAACAAUAAGGGAAUUCUUCAUAAAGAAACUCGCUCCUGCUGAUGUUGUAGAAAUAAAAAAAAGCAUAAAAAAUUAUUUAACUCAUCUUGUUUUGCUUUUUAGGCAGAUUAGCACGACAGAGGGGUUGAAGGCAUCGUAUUAUAACAUCUGA
Molecule: messenger RNA, 444 nt
Organism: Clunio marinus
Lineage: Eukaryota; Metazoa; Arthropoda; Insecta; Diptera; Chironomidae
Source: the annotation of a GenBank genome assembly